UGCAGUACAAAAGGAGCACGCGAGUUCUCAUUUAGAAGCCAAGAUGCAGAUGUUCAUGCCCGAACCUCAGAUUUUUGUGGAAAGAACUCUGGCCCUCAUCAAACCAGAUGUUAUUGAUAAGGAAGAAGAAAUCGAGGAUCACAUUCUCCGAUCGGGAUUCCUCAUCGUUCAGAAACGGAAGCUCCAGUUAAGCCCAGAGCAAUGUAGCAACUUUUAUGCAGACCAAUAUGGAAAAGUGUUUUUUCCCAAUUUAACAGCCUAUAUGAGUUCUGGACCUUUAGUUGCUAUGGUUCUUGCCAGACAUUGUGCAGUCUCAUACUGGAAGGAAUUGCUUGGACCAUCAAACAGCAUAAGAGCUAAGAGAACUCACCCUCACAGCUUAAGAGCAAUCUAUGGGACUGAUGAUCUGAGGAAUGCACUACACGGCAGUCUCAACAUUUCCACAGCAGAAAGAGAAAUUCGAUUCAUGUUUCCAGAAGUGAUCUUGGAGCCAAUUCCAGCUGGACAAAGAGCUAGGGAUUACUUGAACCUUUAUGUAAAGCCUACGUUACUAGCUGGGCUCACUGCGCUGUGCAAAGAGAAGCCGGCAGAUCCAAUGACUUGGCUUGCUGACUGGUUGAUUGAACACAAUCCCAAUAAACCUAGGCUACAACAUCACGUCACUGAGGAAGAGCACCAGGGGUGAGAGCUCAGUGGAAACCAUCUCAAGCAUUCCAAGUUACAGAUAUAUGUUACCGCUUUCAGUGUAUCCCUUGGCUAUGUACUCAAUAGUAUCUGAAGUAAAUGUUAUUGUCACAA
Charadrius vociferus (killdeer) is the source of this 798-nucleotide messenger RNA. It is a transcript of the gene NME5, whose product is annotated as NME/NM23 family member 5. Gene Ontology annotation, biological process: UTP biosynthetic process; negative regulation of oxidative stress-induced intrinsic apoptotic signaling pathway; CTP biosynthetic process. The coding region runs from base 44 to 685 and encodes 213 amino acids. Gene Ontology annotation, molecular function: nucleoside diphosphate kinase activity. The record is from RefSeq and is a predicted model, not a curated record. Lineage: Eukaryota; Metazoa; Chordata; Aves; Charadriiformes; Charadriidae. The transcript is spliced from 5 exons.